UCGUUAAAGUCAGAACACUGAGUAAAACUGGAAAACCUGGACAUAAUCCCUCCCACAUUUUAAUAAUUGGUCUGGAGACUUCCCCCAGCUGAGGGAUGGAGGGGCCUCUGGAGCUGGCUUUGUAAUUCAGGAAGAUUUCCUCGCAGCAAGUUGGAUGAAGGGUGUAACUGCAACUGAAGGAGGAUUUUAAAGGAGGGCUGAUGACAGCAAAAGCAAACUCUCCUGUGACAGCAGGAUCUAUAGUUGUCCCUUUAGGGCAUGUCAUUGGAAAUGAGAAGUGGAGAGGGUCGGAGCUGGCCCAAAGGCUACAAGGAAAAGUUAGACUCAUCUUUGAAGAUGGCUUGGGACUGGUGGACUUUCAUCUUCCAAACAGAACUUGCAUUUUACUUAUUUCUGAAGCAGAUUUGGUUGCAGGGGAUGAAUUCAAACGAAGAUUGGUUAAGUUUAGAAAUGCCAGCAGUCUGAGGGGAAUUGUAAUCGUAGAGAAAACCCCAAUCAGUGAUCAGUACUACCUAGGAGUGCAAAAACUUGUGGUACUCGAACUUGGCAUGGUGUUGCUUCCUGUGGCAAAUCAAGGAGAAGCUUCUCAGCUUAUUAUUCAACUAGUGCGGGAGCAGAGCCGGGAGCGCGGCUCCAACCCGUUCGUGGGCCGGCAGCGCGCCCGGCCGGCGGAGCCCGCGGUGCUGCAGGCGCUGCAGCGCAUCCCCGGCGUGGGCAGAACUAAAGCUCUGCUCCUGCUGCAGCGCUUCGGGAGCAUCCACCGCCUCUGCAACGCGGACAGCCAGGAGCUGGAGCAGGCAGUCGGGCAGACAGUAGCACAACAGAUUUAUACUUUUCUACAUUCCUGACGUGCACGUGCAGUGGUACUUUGCAAAACAAAAACUUGGGAUUUUUCUUCUGAAUUGCAACAUUUUGGUUUUAAUAAUCACAUUAUUAUGCUGAUUUCUGUAAUUAUGGCUAGCAGCAACUGGCCUCUGAUGCUUCUUUUUUACAUCUGCUCUGUUCAUGUAGAUUAAGCUGUGUAAAUUGCCUUGGAAGGAAGUCUGUAUUUUGCAUCUAUCUGGAACAAAUAAAAACCAAGCAAGCUGUCUUUUUCAGCAUCAGUGUUAAAAAAUGGAAGAGCAAUCUGCUUGCUUACUUUGGUCUUCCAGAAAAAAACACCAUAUGAAUAUGUACAUAUUAAUUUCUCAGUAACUGGAAAUAUGUUACAUGUGUUUAAAAAGUUAGCAUAUAUUACUUGAGAGAUGUUUUUUACACACCUGCUGAAGGGAAAAGGCAAUUUUACCCUUGGAAAACAAGAUAAGAAUAUAACUUAAAAUGCAAGAUGUCAGGAAAACCAAUCCUCUUUACAAAUAGAUUUUGUAAUCUAUUUGUAACAUUUUUGUAACAUUUUUGAUUUAUCAUUUGUAGUUCCUUUGGAAAGUCCUACUGGAAAACACAUUUGACUUCACACUAACUUACUUCUCUGGUCACCCCUCCAGUUGAUAAAGCAUUAAAAAAUUUAUUUUCAUGUGUCUGAUAUCCAAACUAUUGGUUAAUUUAUGCUGUCUUUCUGAAUAUAUGUUGGCAUACUAAUAAUAAACUGCAAAAUAUUUUGAU
This is a messenger RNA of Melozone crissalis (California towhee), 1599 nucleotides long. It is a transcript of the gene FAAP24, whose product is annotated as FA core complex associated protein 24. Gene Ontology annotation, biological process: interstrand cross-link repair. Lineage: Eukaryota; Metazoa; Chordata; Aves; Passeriformes; Passerellidae. Gene Ontology annotation, molecular function: chromatin binding. The transcript is spliced from 5 exons. Gene Ontology annotation, cellular component: Fanconi anaemia nuclear complex. The coding region runs from base 201 to 848 and encodes 215 amino acids. The record is from RefSeq and is a predicted model, not a curated record.